Cloeon dipterum is the source of this 1146-nucleotide messenger RNA. It is a transcript of the gene ste14, whose product is annotated as isoprenylcysteine carboxylmethyltransferase ste14. The coding region runs from base 231 to 1082 and encodes 283 amino acids. NCBI's taxonomy places the organism in Eukaryota, Metazoa, Arthropoda, Insecta, Ephemeroptera, Baetidae. Gene Ontology annotation, biological process: C-terminal protein methylation. The record is from RefSeq and is a predicted model, not a curated record. Gene Ontology annotation, cellular component: membrane; endoplasmic reticulum. Gene Ontology annotation, molecular function: protein C-terminal S-isoprenylcysteine carboxyl O-methyltransferase activity. The transcript has 5 exons.
ACUUGUCCCAGGCGUCUCUUUUCGCAACUCGCGGGCACUAUUUUGCAUUUUGCAAUAUAACUCUCCGUUCUCAAUCCUUCUCUUCUUUGUUGUUAUUGUUACCAAAGUGACAAAUUGACAAGGUAAAGGCCGCAAAAGCAAAAGGGGUGUCGGCUUAGGCGCGUGUCGGCGCUUGAAGUUGUUUUGUUAUCAUUUUUGCGUCAAUGGAGUGAGUCGCCGCGGUGCGAGCGAUGGCCGUGUCCAACGCACACCUCAGCCUGUCCAGCUUCCUGCUGUCUGGCUGCCUGAGCCUGCUCGCGGUCGUGUCCCUGCUGGCGGACGAGGAGGCGGUUCAACUGGUGCGCGCCUACACGCCCGUGCUGCUGCUCGGCAAUUACGUGCUCGUCAACCUUUACCUGCGCCUCGUCCACCAAGGGUACCACUACCAGAUUGCAGUGAGGGCCACCUUCUUGGGGACUGUUUUUUCGACGGGAUGCCUCAUUUCCGUGUUUGCUCCACUUUCCUGGCGGCCCCUCGGCUUGUACAUGAUAACAAUGGCAAUAUUCCACUACUCCGAAUUUCUGGUGACCGCUUUGGUCAACGCUCGUACGCUCUCCCUCGACUCGUUUUUGCUCAACCACAGCAAGGAAUACGGAAUCGCCGCUCUUGCCAGCUGGAUCGAGUUUUUCCUCGAAAGAUGGCUGCUGCCUGAAUUAAAGGAGUUUUGGCCCGUCGUCCUCAUCGGAGUGAUGAUGUGCGCUGCUGGCGAGGUUCUGCGCAAAGCAGCAAUGAUGACCGCCAAGACUAACUUCAACCACAUUGUCCAGAGUGUCCGCGAGGAUGGACACCAGCUAGUCACGAAUGGAGUGUACGCCAUUUGCAGACAUCCCAGCUACGUCGGCUGGUUCGUUUGGUCCGUCGGCACACAGCUGAUGCUUUGCAACCCUGUCUGCCUACUGGCGUACACACUCGCCUCCUGGAAGUUUUUCCAAACGAGGGUGCUGGUCGAAGAAGUUUCCCUCCUCAACUUUUUCGGCGACCAGUAUUACCAGUACCAGCAAAAGGUCCCAACUGGACUUCCUUUCAUCAAAGGGUACAUGUGAAACUCAGCAUUUCUCUGUCAGUUGACUGAUAUUAAAUUUAAGAGAGGCUAAUAACACAAUCAAA